GGCCGGCGGCGGCGGCGGCAGCAGCAUCAAAGAGCCCCGAUUCUUGCCGCCCUGGGAGCCAUGCGCUGCUGUCUGUAAUGUCAGCGGAACAGGAGAAGGACCCCAUCGCGCUGAAGAGAUCCCGAGGUGGUGACAGUGGAUUGGAUGGGUUAGGAGGACCAGGAGUUCAGCUUGGAAGCCCUGAUAAGAAAAAGCGCAAAGCAAAUACACAGGGGUCGUCAUUUCCUCCUCCAUCUGAAUAUGCUCCACCACCGAACCCAAGCUCUGACCAUCUUGUAGCUGCAAAUCCAUUUGAUGACAACUAUAAUACUGUGUCUUAUAAACCACUUCCUUCAGGAAAUCCAUAUUUCAGUAAUCCUGGUUAUCCUGGCUUUGGAGGCUAUAACACUUUCAGAAUGCCACCUCACAUGAUGCCCAGAGUAUCUUCACCAUAUGGUGGUUCUUACUCCCUCAGAAACCAACCACAUCCUCUUCCUCAAAACCCUGUUGGCAUGGGUUUUAGUCGACCCCACUCUUUCAGCUUUGGUCCUCAUGAUAAUCCAGGUUUUGGGAAUCAACCACCUUAUGGCAGUGGUCAGAUAAAUCAAAAUGUCAAUAUGUCUGCUCAGCAUUUCAGACCAAAUCCUGGGGAGAACUUUGGCCAUUCUGGUCAGAUACCUCACCCUGAUGUGCCAGCUAACUUUGGUCCUGGAAACAAUCCAAAUUUUCCAAAUUCUCAGCUAGAGUCAAACCAUUCUUUUGUUCCUCCACCAAACACGUACAACCAGACAAAAUCAUCUGCACAAAAGCAAGACUUUAGUCAAGGUGCAAGCAAAGCAUCCAGCCAGAACACUGCUGCUCAUCAGCAUCAUCACAGGACAGAGGACGUUGUGAAUCAAGGUAACAGUGACCUGAAAAAUGUUACUCGAAAUAAUGUGGUAAAUCAGGAUAACAGCCAUUCUAACAGUGCUGAGAACACCAAUGCUGGCCACUCAAAUGGGACUCAGAGCAAGUCCCGCCAGCCUCGAGGUACUGCUGAAGGAUGCAACUCUGAAAAGAGCAGCAAAACACCCCUCCAUCCCAGUCGUCAUGGACACUCAUCCUCUGAACCCGUCUACCCGUGUGGAAUUUGUACACAUGAAGUCAACGAUGACCAGGAUGCCAUCCUGUGUGAAGCCUCUUGUCAGAAAUGGUUCCACCGGAUCUGUACGGGCAUGACAGAGUCAGCCUAUGGCCUCCUCACGGCAGAGGCAUCGGCAGUGUGGGGCUGUGACACUUGCAUGGCCGACAAGGAUGUGCAGUUAAUGCGCACGAGAGAGACUGCAGGACCGCCUGCACUGAACACAGAGGGCUGACAGCCUGAAUGGGUGCUAGUGGAGCAAAUACUUGCUAUGAAAAUUUGGUUGCAAAUUGGGUACUUCACUUUCUGCAGACAAUCAGUUGUGUUUGAUUGCUGUCAUCUUUUUUCCCCUAAUCUGUAUUCAUUCAAAAACUUCCAUCUCAGCUUUUGUACUCUUAGUUUUAUGUGUGCAAAUGUUUGACAGGAUGGAAUAUUUUUUGUUUCUGAUUAAACUGUAACUGAUAAUUGAUCGGAAGUAGGAUGAGCAUUGACAAUAUUAUUGAAGGAAAAAAUGUGCCUGUAUGAAUAGCCCUAAUUUGCUAGUGUAUAUAAAUGUGUUAACUAACACUAGCAUUUAGUGCUUGGUUUUAAUAGUACUAUAUUUGCAAUUACUCAUUACUUGGUUUUUUUCUUUUGGCGUGAAUGUCUGUUAUUGAUGUUCUUGCUAGCCUUUCUUUGAAUAUAGUAGAGAUGACAUGGAGGAAUGUGCAGUACUAAUAGUUGUUAUUUUAGGGUAAAUACAGAGAAUUUUGUAUGUGCUUUUUCCUAUUUUUGAAGUAAAGCAUUAAUGUGCUAUUCAAAAAUCAUGAAUUCAUGCUUAGUAACACAAUGAAACCCGCUAACCGUUACACAUUUGUUUCCUCGAAAAGGCAAUAAUCUCUUGACUUCUCAGCAUUACAUGCUGAAGGCUCUUGCUAGGCCUUGCAUUAUUUGGAAAUUGUUGUGAAAUAAGAUUAAAUUGGAAAAAGAACACAUCGAGUUUAUGAAGUGCCCUGCUUUAAAUCUAGAGAAUGCCAGAAGUAGGGUUGCACAUGUACCCUUAAUUCAUUUAUCUUGAGGACGUACCUUGGGAUACAGUCUUUGGUCUGUCACGGUUGUGCAGUCAUGCACCUCUCUCUCAUUCUUUCUCACUGAUGGUUCCAGUCUCCUGCCUCAGUGCUGCCUGAGAAUUGGAGAUGAAGUAGUACACGGAAAAUCCUGCCCAGCUUCUAGGGCUGUCAGCUCCAGCCUGCUCAGUCACCCUGAGCUUACACAGUCCACUUGGCAUGAAGGAGGGGGCAAGGCAAUGGAGUGUGCUCUCUGAAUUGCUUGAUAAUUUGGCAGCAAAGUCUUAAAACUAUAUUCCCACCACUGCCUCAGCCAGUCUUGCAGUGAGGGGGUAGGAAAUCUAAAGUGAAGAAUGAAAAUACAGCUGUCAUAUCAGGUGAGUUCAGCUCAUAUCAGAACUAAGUAAUCUGAAGUUUAGCUCCUUUGCUAAACCUGAUAUCCUACUGACAAGUAUGAAUGGCACUAGAGCUUCAUGUAUAUGCUAAGAAAUUCUAUUUUAAUAAGGGUAAUUUGAUCUUAUUCUUGAUCUCAAAAAUAACUCCCCUUCUUUUUGGAAUGUUGGGAAGCAUCUAGCCUUGAUCAGUUCAGCCUUAGCAGUGUGAUGAAGUUGCACAUGCAACUGAAAAAGUUUCUUUUGAGAGAAAUAUUGUUUUGAAUUAAUAAAAGGAGGCACUAUGAUAACAGAUUCUGCUUGGAAUGUGUACCACUGCUGGAAACAGUCUUUAAGCAGCAAUUAAAUCAUAUGUCAAGCUUACAGGUACUAGUCAUGUUCCUUAAUGCGAGAAAUUUUUCAGGUCUGUGGUGAUGAGUGAUAAAGGAGUUUAGAGAGAAUUCAGUCAUCUAAUAAAGAGGUAGUUUUCAUGGUAAGCCAUGCUAAUGAGUGAAAGUAAGGCCUGUUUGAUAGUUCACCAUUGUGUUUGAUUUUUGGGCUCUACUGUGUACAUUCCUGGAAGAUCCUGUGCAGAUCUACACAACCUGUUUUAUUUUAAAAGUGAAAAGUUUUGCUGUAUAAGUGCAGUAUUACCCCACCGGGUUUUUUUGUUGGUUUUUUUUUUGUUUGUUUGUUUGGUUGUUUUGGGGGUUUUGUUUGUUUGUUUGGUUGGGGGGUUGUUUUGUUUGUUGGUUUGGUUUUUGGGGGUUUUUUUUGUUCCUCUCAUUAGGAAAAAUAAAAUAAUAUCUAGAGUGUAAGUGACAUAUUUCAUAUCUUGAGAAUUUUCCUGUAUGGAGACGUAAAGUGUAAAAUAGAUCCAGAGCUGCUGUUUUCAGUAGUUGCUUUAAUUUAGCAUAUUAACUAGACUUAAUCUUGUUUUGUUAGAGGUGUGAUUUUAAAACCACCAAGAAAAAACCAAACAAGCAACAACCUCUGUUAAAGAGAUUUAUCUUCAGUAGUUCUCCUAAUGACUGACAGACUGUUUGAAUUUGCUUUUGCUACCUGAAGUAGCAAUUAAACCAAACCUUGUUUAGAUAGAUUUGUUCCUCUAGGAAUCAGUUUAAUCUCUGCGACAAUUAGCACUGUGAACAUAAUGGAGCUGGUUCACACCUCCAGUAAUGUAAGUGAAAUCAGUUUUGCUCAGUGAAAAUGCAACCAAAGCUUCAGUGAUUAUAUUGUUAACUUUCCCACUCCCACACCCCAUGCCUCUUGUGAGAAGAUUUUGGGGCAUUUGUUCUCAGAAGUCUAAUUCACAUUUUAAUAUUUGGAGCAGACAUUGUAUUUAAGUAGCCAUGUAUUUCUUAAUCUUUUCCUCAACCCAACAUGAAGUUAGGCAACUGUUUUCUAGAUUAGCUGUCAGGACAUUAGUAUUUAAACAUAGUGUUCUUAAAUACUUAAAAUCAUCUGGAAUAUCAUUUUAUAAGGCCUUAAAUUCUGUAUUUAUGAAACUUAUUCUAACAAUUUAUUUCAGAUUUUUUUCUAAACUGGUAUUAUAUGGGUUUGCAACCCAGUAAAUCUUCCUCAUUUAUUAACUUGUAAGUUCAAGGCAUUAGCAAAUGUCAAUGAUAUGAAAUAAAAACAAAUGAACAACCAACUCCACACUUGAUAGCACACUGAUCUUUGAGAAAGGUCUGACAAGGAUCUCCAGAAGUCAUCCAGCCAAUAUGCUUGCCCUACUGAUAUGCUCUUGGCAUACUUGAACUCUUUAUCUAGAGAGCAGUUAUAUUUUGGUUUUCUCUGCAUGCGUUGACUGAGUAGUAGUUCAAGUAUGCACAGGAGAAACAGCAAUCAUGUUUAAUUAGUGAGGUACUAGGAAAAUGUCAGCUGAUUAGCAUUAGAAGUUAGUUCUAGAAUGAUAGGUGGGAGGGAGGGGGGGAGGGUUGGCUAGAAUAGGUGAGGUUUUUUGUAAUACAUGAAACAAUUUGUAUUGGACUCUCAUGUGCUUCUUUCAUUACUGGUGAUUUAGAUUGUACUGGUGCUGCACACCAAAAAUAUUGCAAAGAUUUUGUAAAUCUUGCAAACCUUAACAUUUUUGUGGGAAAUGCCUGUGUCCUUUUGCAUGGUUUCUGGUCAUGAUCAGAAAUGCAGCCUUAUAUUGCUCCCAAAUUUUUUUCCCCCUCAGGCUGAAAUAGACAGGUAUAAAUUGGAUUGUGCUGUCCUUAAUACUUUUUUGCUAGUGACCAAUUUUAAAUGAGAAAACAUGUAAGUGACAGUGCUGGAUACAGACUAGAGGGCAGGUAGCAAAAAUCCUGUUUCUUCCUGUUUUACUCAUUCCUUCUACAACUUGAAACUAGCAGGUCUGUGCUUGUCUCUUCUGAAAGAAGAUGGGACUGAUGCUUACUUCCAAAGGUUGUUUAGAGGCCUAGUUUUUACUGAGAUCUUCAGAUGAAAGAAGCUAGAGAAAAGUGAUGAAGUUUGCUCUACUUAAAAGAAAACUAUAAUUUUGGGGGCUGCUCAAAGAAGAUUAUACUUUGUGACCUCUGAAGUUUUUAAUCUAAGAACCAAUUUUGUAAUCACAUUUUUCAGGCUUAAUUUCAAGCAUGUGACAAUUAAUGAAGUCAGUGAAACUGCAUGCACACAGUCAAGAAUGUUUUAGAGUGUGUGCAGUUUGGGGCCUGUGAUAUUCGCAAGUGAAAUGCUUAUAUGGUUUGAGAUUUUUACAAAAUCAGUGGUGUUAAAAUGUAGCACCUUUUUAACAUUUGUCUUUAUUCCAACUUAAUACAGUAACACAUCUGCAUUAAAUAUAUCCCUCUCAUUUUAUAAAUAAACAUUGCCUGUCAGUAAAAGUAUUGGUGUAACAUUUUUUAAAAAAGGAAGUCAUGCUUCUUAUCAUGUUGUAUGUGACUUAAAUGACUGUUUCAUAUUAAAACUAAUCUUUCCUUAUGUACUGCUUAAAUAUACCUGUUUUGGGAUAUCAGUUCAGUACUUUUUAUACAAUCUUGAAUGUGUUCCACAUUGGUGACAUGUAUUUUUGCAACAACUUUUUUGUUUUGAUUUUAAAUUAGAGCAUGUCUGAUGUAAUACAUGCAUUAGUGCUGUGGUGUGUGACAAAGUUAAUGUAUGUAAUUCAAAUUGGAAAAGUUUCCAGACUUUGUCCAACAUUAGCCCUGUGGCCAGGGAUUAAAUUACUAUGUAAUACAAAUUAUUUCAUACCAUGAUGUGUUUUAAGCUACUCUAUGAAGUAUGUGAAACAUUAUUGUUUAUGGAUUGGUAGCUGGUGAGGUAUCUUGCAUAGAAUAAGGUAUGAUAGAUGGUAGCACUUCAUAAUUAAAACUGAGUACCCUUCAGAACACACAGCACUGAUAUGCAUUUUCAUCUUGUUGCCAUUACUUAAUAUAAAUUUCUUAAUAUUAUCCACUGAUAAAUGGGUGAACAUUUGGUAAUCAGCUCUUGUGUGUGAAAAUUCUAUUCUACACUCUUUACUUGUUUCACAAAACAUAUAAUUUUUUUGUUUGUUUAGAAGGCAUAUAAUUUUUUUGUCUAUUGGAUGUGAUUAGAUAUACGCAGGAGGAUGUAGAACUGGAUGUAUUUUAAAGUUAUUCUGCAGUUGCUAAGUUUUGGCAGAAGCUUUCUAUAUUAGAAUAGACUCUUCCCUAAAAUUGGAAACUAAGUGUACUUAGCAGAACUCUUUAAGGCAAUAUAACAAUCCUACACUACAUCUUGAGUUAUGCACAUUCACUUCUUUAUGUGGAAGUGAUAACUUCUGCUUUAUCUAGAAGAAAAGAAAGGUCCCUUUAGUGCCCUAGUGCUGUGUGUCAUCAGUUCUGGGGUAAUUAGUUCUGAGUGGUGUUCAGGCCCUCAGAGGUGCUGCCUCUAGCAUAAAGUUUUCAGUGUCACCCUUUGUCUCCUGGUUUAGAAAUGGCUUAUCCCAGCACCAUGGGGAAUAACUAUUUCUGCAUUGUUUACCAUACAUAAUUUUCCUUUUCAUGUUCAGAGAAACUGUUUCAAAAUAAUUUUUGUAUCCAACCCCACCUUUUUCCUUGGAGAUUUGUGCACUGUAUUUCAGGAAUUGCUGUACUGGAGACAUUUUGGGAUUGGAGUUAUGAGAGUUGUCUGUUCCUAGACACUCAUCUUUUCCUCUACAGAAUGGUCUAAAUCUGAGCUUCCUUAUAACUUAAGGAGGGCAAGCUCUUAAUAUAUUAUUUUUCCUUUUUGUUUUUCUUUCUUGAUAGUUUUUUUAUUUUCUGAAAUGUGAAAUAAUACAAAGUUGUUAGGGAUUUUUAUUCAAAACUUGGUCUUUCCUCCAAGCUUGUGUUUGUGGCCUUUAGAGCAGGCAUUGUGGACUUUAGGGCCUUCUGACUUGGAAUUUUUUGUCCUCCUUCUCCUUUUAGAGUUAAAAGCGAGUAGAAAAAGGCAAGUUACCAAUCUACUGCCAUCCAAGCAAUGCAAAAUAUAAGCUGAUUAAGAUUGUUGACAUUUAAAUUUUUUUUUUGUUAAUAAUGAUGUGAUAUUUUUACCUUUUAGAAGAACAAAUAUCAGAAUCUGAUUCAAGUGUUCUUGGAAAAUGUAUAUGGUAGGCUUUGUCCAGCACUGUAUGUAACUUUGUUGCUUUCUGUUGUCUAGUUUCAAUUUCUUUUAAAAUAAAGAUAAUUUUUGUGGGGAA
Molecule: messenger RNA, 7179 nt
Organism: Haemorhous mexicanus (house finch)
Lineage: Eukaryota; Metazoa; Chordata; Aves; Passeriformes; Fringillidae
Gene: PYGO1
Product: pygopus family PHD finger 1
Exons: 3
Coding region: 78-1334 (418 amino acids)
Source: RefSeq, a predicted model, not a curated record